CACUACAGAGCCAAAACAAGGAUGGGUCGGAAGUAACCUCUACCAUGGCAAAAAGGAAGCUUAAGAAAAAAAACAACACAAAUCACCAGUCGCCAGUUGCACCGGUGAAACCGGAGAGCCAGAAAGAAAUGACACAAACGGAGAAAGGUGCCGCUUUUACCCUCGCUGCUGUUAUUUUGGUCGUGGCUGUUUGUGUGGCACCACUAACAGCUGAAAUAUCUUCAUCGAACGCACAUCACCAUAAUCACAAAACCCCGAAGAUGGAUGAGGCACUGCUGACGGUCAACAAUGAGCUGGCGUAUGAGGUGCAGGUCUCUUGGAUGUCAGGGCGCUGUUACCAGUGUUUGUACCAGGAGCUUGGGACGGUACCUGCAGGGCCUGACCCUGGACAACCUAGUUCAGUAAGCUUUGUUGUAAGCACACCGCAUGAAAUAACACUGCAGAUCAACAGCACGCUUAUUGACCUGGAGCUCUGCAAAGUUCCUUUCCACUUUGGUGAGCAUGGGAACUACUCUCUGUGGGUGAAAAACUUGAAUACUUCCCAGAGAGUCAACUGCUCUGUAGUUACUGAUGUGGACCCUGUGAAUACCUACAUACCGAUCUUGGUUGCUUUUCUCAUCUAUGCUGGCCUGGCAUUGAUUUUUGCCAUUGGAAAAAAGCUUUUGGAGCUUGAUCUAAUGAAUGGUUUAGUCCUCCGACUUUGGAGUUCCAUGGAGACAGAGAGACUUAUCAAUUCUGAACUGGGCCCCACUCGGAUAGUGACACCAGUCACUGAUAAUAUCCUCCCUCCCUCGCCAAGCCGCGGCAGGAGGCUUCGAUCUUUGGAUACAUUCAGAGGUCUCUCCUUGGUCAUUAUGGUGUUUGUGAAUUAUGGAGGGGGGCGAUACUGGUUCUUCAGACAUGAAAGCUGGAAUGGCCUUACUGUUGCUGACCUAGUCUUCCCUUGGUUUGUGUUCAUAAUGGGCACAUCCAUCGCACUCUCAAUCAACGCCUUGCUGCGUUCAGGUGCCACCCGUUGCUCGCUGCUCAGAAAAGUUGCGUGGCGGAGCCUGCAGCUCUUCAUCAUUGGUGUCUUAGUCAUCAACCCUAACUACUGCCAAGGAGCAUUGUCUUGGGACAACUUGCGGAUCCCAGGUGUGUUGCAGCGCCUUGCUUGGUCAUAUCUGGUUGUAGCCUGCCUGGAUUUAUUGGUGGCAAGAGGACAACUUGAUAUCCUCACAAUGGAUGCUUGGUGGUCCCCUGUCAUUGAUAUCUUGCUGUAUUGGCCGGCGUGGCUGUGUGUGAUUCUUCUAGAAAUUCUCUGGCUCGUCCUCACUUUUCUACUUCCUGUGCCAGAUUGUCCAACAGGCUAUCUUGGUCCAGGUGGGAUCGGGGACAUGGGCCUGUAUGUGAACUGCACCGGUGGAGCAGCUGGUUUCAUUGACCGCUUGCUUCUGGGAGAAAACCACAUCUACCAGAAUCCAUCAUCAAGGGUGAUUUAUGCAACUCACAUGCCAUAUGAUCCAGAAGGUGUUCUUGGCAGUAUCAACUCUGUCCUCAUGGCUUUUCUUGGAUUACAGGCAGGAAAAAUAAUCUUGCACUACAAAGAUCGUCCCAAAAGCAUUAUGUCAAGGUUCCUCAUAUGGGGCCUUUUACUGGGUGCCAUAUCAGCAUUUCUAACAAAGUGUUCCACAGACCAGGGUUUCAUUCCCGUCAACAAGAACUUGUGGUCUUUGUCUUAUGUGACAACGCUGGCCUGUUUUGCCUUUGUGCUGCUAGUGCUGAUCUACUACAUAGUGGAUGUAAAUAAGUGGUGGUCUGGGUCGCCUUUCUACUAUCCUGGCAUGAACUCCAUACUUGUGUACGUGGGCCAUGAAGUUUUUGAAGAUUACUUUCCCUUCCGCUGGCGCAUGGCCAACAGCCAAUCACAUACUGAGCACCUGAUCCAGAACCUCGUGGCUACUUCCUGUUGGGUCAUCAUCUCCUACGUGCUUUACAAAAAGAGAAUUUUCUGGAAAAUUUAAACACGGAGCCCCAAAAUGAUAGGACUUCAAAAGCCCGGGACAUUGUUUACAUCACAGUUGCUGGAGAUAUAACAUGAGUGCAUUUGGCUGGAUACAGGAAACGGAUGAAUUGUGCCAAGAUUAUAUCAGAAUUGUAUGGAUCUCUGUCUCUGGCCAUGUAUGGGUUUCUUUUAUCAUUUUAUUUCUGGUUUUCUAUGGGACCAUAACCAGUUUCUUCAGUUAUGUAGCAGCAAAGACCUGCCAGUUAUCUUCACUGACUCAGGAACAAAUUGUCUAAGAAGAGUUUGGCUGUUAUAAAUACACUGUAAAUAUACCAUUUUUUAAUGUGUAGUGGUUUACACAUUCACCUAACAAGCAAAAGAUCUCUGGUUAAACUCCAGGAGGUGACACAAAUCCCUCGAGGGUUGCAUUAGGAAGGGCAUCCAGCGUAAAAAUCUGCCAAAUCAAAUAUGCUGAGCUACUGCUGUGGCUGUGAAUGAGUAAGCAUCCAUCCAUCCGUUUUUCUUCCACUUAUCCAAGCUGAAAGUAAAUAAACCAUUUUUCUUAUACCAGUCCAUCUUGAAUGACAGGGUGUUAAGCAGGGUGUUGCAGUGUUUCUUUAACAAGCCCUGCUGACUUCCCUGCUGCCAUAUUAAGUACUGUGGGGUUACUCUGAAAGCUUAUGUGGGGUUUUUUUGACUCUUGAUCAGGGUGAACGCUCAAAAAACAAAAAGGUUACCAAGAAUUCAUUGUAAUCUUUUAUUAUUUUCCUACUGCACCGUGAAAGAUUGAGUUCAAACAAGGGGGAUAUAGUAAGUAGAUUUUUCACAAUAGGAACGUUAAACAUUUGCGACCUUUCACUGCCCAGUUGUCUUGCGGAUGUAAUCAUCGUUUGCUGACAGUUAAUGGGAGUGUUACUUGUUUGCAACCCUCUCCUCCGCCCUGACCCGGUUGGCUCUCCCAGCAAGUAGUGUCACAUAUGAAGGUCUGUGCUAUCAAGUUCAUGUAUUUGCUGCCCCAUUUUGUUUUGCAAGCAUAAACAAACAUCAGUGCGCUCCCAUUUUAUAUAUGCAUCACAGUUGAUAUUACCAGCUAUAUGGCAAAACACAACCUUAACCCUGCUAUUUAUCAGUUCACACAAACCUGUCAUGAAACCUGGAAAAUUAUGUGAAAAAGUGCACAUCAUUUUGAGAUUAAAUAAGCUGCAAGUGUUCUAGGGAAGUAAAGGAGGGCAUGUCAGCAAUGUGAUACAUUUGGGUUAAUGCAGAAGCAGCACGUUUGUGUUUUAGGGUUUCAAAAAAGUUAGUGUUGCUGAUUUUUUCUUAAAUAUUCAUUUUUGCAGUUUUGCCAGAUUUGUUUUUUUUUUCCUUUUCCCCAAUUACACUAAAUCUCAUUGUGAGAUCUUAAAAUACACCUUAAAUAUAUUUGAUGGAGUCUGUUGCCAUUGCUCCUGCUGUAGUGGGUAAAUUUGCUCCCUGUUAUGAUUGGCAGUUGAUCAAACUUUGAUUGUCUGCUUUUGGAGGAUUAUCCAUUCAGUUUAUAGAAUAUCCAGAUGCUGUGAGAGAAUUUUGGAAGAAUUGCUCCUGUAGUACUGUCUCCAUUCAGAUUACAUGACAUUUAUUUUGUCAAACUUGUAGAUGUUUAAUUUUUUUGU
This is a messenger RNA of Archocentrus centrarchus (flier cichlid), 3636 nucleotides long. RefSeq names its product heparan-alpha-glucosaminide N-acetyltransferase (gene hgsnat). The record is from RefSeq and is a predicted model, not a curated record. Lineage: Eukaryota; Metazoa; Chordata; Actinopteri; Cichliformes; Cichlidae. The coding region runs from base 45 to 2003 and encodes 652 amino acids. The transcript has 18 exons.